Amoebophrya sp. A120 is the source of this 2079-nucleotide messenger RNA. The record is from the annotation of a GenBank genome assembly. Lineage: Eukaryota; Dinophyceae; Syndiniales; Amoebophryaceae.
CUACAAGUACAAAUAACAAUAAGUGGUAGAAAUAUGAAUAUCUGAAUCUGUGGACCAUUGCAGGAGCGCCAUACCAGAUCAAGCAGCGCUCCAGCUUUUCCUCUUCUGGAUUGAGAACUAGUAUUUUCAGAUUUCAUUUGCAUCCAGCACGGAAAAAGUGCUGUCGGCAAUAGUGGAGCGCAUUGUACUUAUUUUGUUCGAUGAUUCGACCACAUGCACAUCCGCAUCACAGAUUAGAACUAUGUCAUCCGGAUUAGAGAAGCACAACGUUGUACCCUCAGUCGGCGCAGCGACCUCGCCUCCCGUUUUUCAUGCAGACGAUUUAAUUGCCGGCCGGUUGUGGCCUCCGAAUCCCGGAGCAGCGGGAAUUUCGGGUAGCGUGGACACCACUACAGCGCCGAACUUCGUGCUCAUCUAUGUAGUUCGUCGGGCAGGCUGACUUCUCUGACUGACAAAUGCCGAGAACCUAUGUCGAGCCCAUGCCGCUUUGGCUGCUGAUAUCCAAGAAAAAUGCCGCGUCGUUUUCGUGGUCGGCGAGAAGGAACCCCGAGAAAGCAUAGAACUCUUCAAAAAGAAGGUAUGGUCAAGACGCAAUUUGUUUGACGAUAAGAGACAUCACCAUCACGUACGCUCUAGCAAGCGAUGAGUCCUCCACGACGUAGAAGAUCCUGAAGCCUCAUAAUAUGUACAACUUGUGUGCUGACAUUCAUUUUUCUUUUUCUUCGGACAGGCCGCAUGGUAUGAUCAUGUGCGAGAGGUACUUAGUUUUUAUCACACAAAACGCAAAUGAGGACUAGUAGGCCUUCGUCAUUUAUUGACGACACGCGCUGCUCGUGACUUUUUGAAGGUAAAUCUGGAAGCGGUUUCUGUAGUGCGCGACGUGGAUCGGAAAUGGGACGACUACUUGGGGCGCCCGCGAAUACGCUCGGUGUGGGCCGCGUUGGGGCUCCGCGCAUUGCUGCGGAUCCUGUGUUUUGCGGGCUGCUGCGCGCACCGUUUGACGACGUGGACGCAGUGGAACCUUCGCGGCGCGUCCCCGCGGCUGGGCGGCCUCGUCGUACUCGGUGCUGAUGGACAGGAGACGUUCCGAAGACUGGAGCGAUCGAUCGCAGACUACCCGACACAGCAGGAGUACACCGCUCUACUCUCUCGGGGCAAGUUGUAGCUUCUACUUGUACGUAAGUACUUACGUCUCACGGUCGACGUGUGAGUCAAGUUCUUGAUCCUGUACUACACUCUCGAGGCCAGGCGAAUGCACCUGUUGUGGUGCGCUCGCUUCUUGCAAAAAUUUUUAAACGACGAGGACCGACCGAAGCAGGAUCAGUGCGAUUGUUCUUCGCGGUGCCGUGUCGCAGCUUUGCGCAACAGCCUUCUGCUGCUCGUCGCACUGCGGCAGCCCUAGCACAGUCGCCGUCCGCUCGUAGCGUCGCGGUGAUGUACCACUUCUUCAACGUAUGUUCGACUACUGCAGAACAACCCUUUGCAUUUUUCUUUUGGACUGGAACUACAACUACCCUCAACCCCCUUGCUCAUCAAGGCGCUUGUCUAUCUCGAGUGAUUUCGGAAGGUCGAAUCUUCCCGCCGGCGUAGUUGCGCCACUUAGGACUUAGUGACGUGCUUGCGAUUGCAGCUAUCGAUGUUGCGGGAAGAUUGCCUACGGAUGAUGUUGCUGCUCAUGAUGGUGCGCUUACUUGUUCAGGGGAGGCGUUUCUCUUUCUUUUCUGUGGGUGUAUGAUUAGAUGUUCUUGGUGGCAUCUCGAUAUCAAAAUAUUUCUAGAAAUAAUAUGAAUAUCAUUGCAACAGUACAGAGCGCGUAGACUGCGACGCAGAGCAAAAUAUAGCUGUCUGCUCUGAGCGCGCAAAAGUCUUAAUCUACGAAGAAAAUAAAACAUAAAACAACAAGAAUCUGUGGACCCCAAGGAGUUUUUGUUUUGGUUUCGCUCACGCUCGUGAAGAGGAUGCCUGUAAGUGUGAUCACUGAUGAGACAUGAUCAGAGCAGCUAAUUGCUUGUUGGUGUUCGCGUUGCAGUUGAAGAUUCACCACGGGGCCCGAAAUACAAACGAUUAGUGAGUCGCAGC